Molecule: messenger RNA, 10654 nt
Organism: Paramuricea clavata
Lineage: Eukaryota; Metazoa; Cnidaria; Anthozoa; Malacalcyonacea; Plexauridae
Source: the annotation of a GenBank genome assembly
UUCAGCGCGUAUCACGGGCACACAAGCCUGUUAACGGACCUUUCCUCAUAUAAACAAAAACAAAUGAACAAGACGUGCGAUAAGGAUUAUGUACACGUGAUCCCUGUCCCAGACCCCUACCGUGGAAAAUAUCGAGGUUACAAUGAAGAGACUGGCGUCAAGUAUGCUAAUGAAGUCAAGGAGACGAUAGAAAAUGCUCACAGUAAAGGACGCAAGGUUAGCAUAUUGCCCAUAGAUAUCUUAUAUACACUAGAUAGUGCAUCUAAUUAUUCUGAAAUUCAAAAAUUGAAGCCGUGAUUGCAGUCUCAGGUCGUUCCCAUGAAAUUAGAAGGUUCGUAUGUUUCCUAUUUCUUAAACAGGGAACUUAAACAUCAAGUUAACCCGAUUCCAAAUUCGUUUUUAAAAUAUUCAAGUGAUGAAAGUUAUUAUGGCCGUCAUCUAUUCAAAUGGGGGUAACCGCUGGAAUAUUCUUGGCUUCAAUUUUACUAAAAGAGAUGCGCUAUCUAGUGUAUAUAAGAUAUCUAUGAUAUUGCGCUGUUUAUCUUUAAGAGGCAAUUUUUUCAAUGUCACGUAUUUGCGAUGAAAAGUAUUCAAAAUCUAAAAUCUUUUUGGUGCUCCUCUCAGAAUAACUUUGUUUUAGCUUUCCAGGUGAUCUUGAUACGCGGAAAAGUACUGGCACUAGUUGUCAAAUAGAAAUCCAUUUUAUGAUUAAAACAACUGAAUAUCUCCUGUAAUAUACUUUAUUUCGAUUCCAUAUUUUUGUCAGAGCUAUAGUUCUCAUAACCAAACAUAAUUACAAAAUUUCAACUAGUUUCAUGAAGAAUAACGAAAGAUAUAAUUGACUGAAUACAUCAAAAUGGAUUUCUAUUCGGACAACCCUUUCUGAGCGCUGAUUGGCUAAAAUACGAACACGAGAUCACCUGGUUAUUUUGUAGUUUACAAAGUCAGUAACCUUUUUAAAUGUAUCUGGCGGUUGAGAAACACAAAAUAAUAGUUAAAUAUUGUCAAUUUAAAUACAGAUGCUGUGAAAUUGACGCCAUAUUUAUACAGCGAUAUAAGCAAAACGUACUGAACUUCAGACAUCUUUUUCUCUUUGGCGUACCAUCUAAAAUCUCUUCAUUUUAGCAUACUUUUACAGAUAAAGCACUAAACAUACUUUUUAAGUUUGUUUUCCGCUUGAGAAACGUAUUAAAAAUUUAAAAAAUUUGAAUAUAGUCAUACCCAAGUGGCAAGUGGAAAAGUAUAUGGAAAAGUAUAUGUGUUUUGAGCGCGUGUUACGUUACAUACAAAAGAUUCUCUCCUCUUAAUACGAAAAUUUGGGGCAUUGCCCAAGGACAAAUUGAGGUUUGUCUUGCUUUAUCAAGCAGAGUAAACUGAAUUUGCAAUUAACCAUGGUAUAAUUUCUACGAUGUACAUAACUCAAUUCGCUUGCGAAACAUUGCGUCCCAGCCAUCUUUCCCAAAGGUGGGCAAACCAGGAACCAUUGUAUAGUUUCUGCAUGAUACGUAACUUAAUUCAACCCAAAUGUCAGAUGCCAAGCAUUUAUUUGAUUGGCUUUUUUUGUACUAUAUUAGCCAAACUGGCUUCCGAAUCAUAUUAUGAACUUUUGCAGUCGACGGUUUAAUACUGUUACUGUACGUAAAAAUUGCAAUUUGUUCGCGUCGUUUGCAAUUGCUAGAGCAAUCAGCCCAUCAAUAUUGCAAUAUUGCGUGACAAUAUUGCAAUGUUGCCCUCAACGGAACAUCGGAUUUGACUGUAAGACUCGACUAAUUAUAGCAGGACGAUUUCGUUUCCCUAAGAACAUAACCUCUGCUUUUUAAAUUAAGGACGGCUGUUUUGUAUACAUUUUUAUGAUGCUGCUAUUAUUUAGAUUGCGGCGUUUUUGGUCGAGUCAGCGCAAGGAGUUGGCGGACAAAUUUUCUAUCCUGAUGGCUUUCUCAAACAUUCUUUCAAGUAAGAAAUGCGAGCUGUAUUUAAAGUUUUCACCUUUCCAACCAAAAUUUUUUGUUGGUUGAAAUAUUUGUAUACGUCUAGUUAUUAAUUUCCUGUGUAGUAUAUGCUAAAUGCUUGGGUUAUUUUCUGUCUCUCUAGGCAUGUUCGUGAGGCAGGGGGUGUCUGCAUUGCUGAUGAGGUUCAGACUGGAUUUGGUAGAGUUGGUGAUAAUUUCUGGGUGUUUGAAGGACAAGGUUGGUUUUUACUUCAUUGCUUGGUGGUGAUAGUAGUGGUGAUGAUGAUAGUGAUAAAGGUGGUGGUGACGAUGAUGGUAGUGAUGAUGCUAAUGGUGACGAUGAUGAUAAUAGUGAUGAUGAUGAUAGUGAUGAUGAUAGUGAUGAUGAUGAUAGUGAUGAUGAUGAUGAUAGUGAUGAUGAUGAUGAUGAUAGUGAUGAUGAUGAUAGUGAUGAUGAUGAUGAUAGUGAUGAUGAUGAUGAUAGUGAUGAUGAUGAUAGUGAUGAUGAUGAUAGUGAUGAUGAUGAUGAUAGUGAUGAUGAUGAUGAUAGUGAUGGUGAUGAUGAUGAUGAUAGUGAUGAUGAUGAUAGUGAUGAUAGUGAUGAUGAUGAUGAUAGUGAUGAUGAUGAUGAUAGUGAUGAUGAUGAUGAUAGUGAUGAUGAUGAUGAUGAUGAUGAUGAUGAUAGUGAUGAUGAUGAUAGUGAUGAUGAUGAUAGUGAUGAUAAUGAUGAUAGUGAUGAUAAUGAUGAUAGUGAUCAUGAUGAUGAUAGUGAUCAUGAUGAUGAUAGUGAUCAUGAUGAUGAUAGUGAUCAUGAUGAUGAUAGUGAUCAUGAUGAUGAUAGUGAUCAUGAUGAUGAUAGUGAUCAUGAUAAUGAUAGUGAUGAUGGUGAUGAUAGUGAUGAUGGUGGAGGUGGUGAUGAUGAAGGUGAUGAUCAUGAUGAUGCUGAUUAUGAUGAUGAAGAUGAUCAUGAUGAUGAUGGUGAUGAUCAUGAUGAUGAAGAUGAUCAUGAUGAUGAUGAUGAUGGUGAUCAUGAUGGUGAUCAUGACGAUGAAGGUGAUGAUGAUGAUGAUGAUGUGAUAAUGAUGGUGAUCAUGAUGAUGAUGAUGUGAUAGUGAUCAUGAUGAUGGUGAUCAUGAUGAUGAUGAUGUGAUGAUGGUGGUCAUGAUAUGAUGAUGGUGGUGAUGAUAAUAGUGAUGAUGCUAAUACCCAUGAUGUUGUUUGUUGGUAGAUGGUGAUGAUGAUGAUCAGGUAAUGGUAGGGAUGAUGAUAGUUCUGGUUAUGAUAGUGAUGCUGUCUUGUUAUAGUUUAGUUUCACUUCAAUUGAAAAAUUUCAUUUUAGAUGUGGUUCCUGACAUUGUAACGAUGGGUAAACCGAUAGGCAAUGGUCAUCCGAUAUCUCUGAUCGUAACGACACAAGAAAUAGCAGACUCAUUUGGUGCGUGUGGGGCAACAUACUUUAAUACGGUGAGUUUCAAACUGUACAGGUUCAAACACGGCCAGUUUUGGUCGUUUAGACCCCAGAAAAAGCGUAGAAAAGCCAGGAAAUAUUGUUUCCCAGCCAUGUUUCUCAAAGGUGGGCAAACCAGGAAACAUUGUUUCCUAGCCAUGUUUCCCUAAGGUGAACAGUAAUUCUAGGUAUGCAUUGUAAAUUUUUUAACCUAAAUGAAAUUGUUUCUAAAACUAAACUUAUAUUUCAAAUCUUUAACAUUUAGUUUGGUGGCAAUCCUGUUUCGUGCGAAGUUGCUCAUGCGGUUCUUGACGUUAUUGAAGAAGAAGGACUACAAGAACACGCUUUGCAAGUUGGAAACUUCUUGUUAAAACAUUUGAAAGAGCUUCAGAAAGUACAUCCACUCAUAGGCGAUGUCAGGUAUUAGAUUGACGAAGGUUUUUGUAGUUGAAACAAUGAAUACGCAGACUUUAGAUUUAACCGGGAGCGGAAAAUGUAACUUUAGAACGUGUUAGGUUCUAGGGUUGGGCGAUAUUAAAAAAAUCAUCUCACGAUUAUUGUCAAGGAAAUUAUGACGAUAUUCGAUAAUAUCGCGAUAAAUGCAAUAAGAACAAUGACCACAUUUUUCAAUUUUAAUUAUCAAAGCAUAGUAAGCUUAUAUAUAAUCUUAUUAAAAGUUAAAACAAUUAGUAAAACAACAAAUUAAAGUAAUAUGAAGGCUAUUUCUAGUCUAAUAUUUACUGGUCAUAAACCUGAACUGUCUUAUGCAGUGUCUACUGUGUCUCCGCUGGCACAAAUGCAGUGGGCACACAGCGUAAGCAAAACUGACCUGCAAUUUCAUUGUUCAGCGGAUUAAUACGUAAAUGUUAGCUUUUGUAUCGUAUUAAAUUCGUAUUUAAUUCAGGAAAUAGUUUUAAUUCUUUUAAAAACUAUAUUUUCUAGGAAUUGAAAGAAUUUUUUUAGGAUUUUAUAAAAGCUAUAUACACAUGCGAAGCAAUAUCACGAUAGUCAUCGAACAUGACGAUAAUUUCGAUAUAUCGUCGCUUAAGUUUCUUCCUUCGAUACGAAAAUCGCGAUUGAAAAUAUCGCGAUAAAUCGAAAUAUCGCCCAACCCUAUUAGGUUCAAACAUAGUCUUUCGAGACAUGGUCUGGAAACUCAGUAAACUUCAAAGCGGUUAUAAUGAGCUGGGAUUUUAUGUUGAACCGUACCCUUUAUACCACCGUGCACAUCCUUUGUUUUAGGUUUAUGUACUAUUUAAAAAACGAGCAGGAGUGUUAUAUUAGGUUUAAAGCCACGAGCGCGCAGCGCGAGUGGCUUUAGACCUAAUAAAACACGACCUGCGAGUUUUUUAAAUAGCUUCAAAAACGUUUGCAUAAUAAGUCAAAUCUUUAUAUAAAAAUCUUUAUAUAAAAAUCUUUAUAUAGUUUGCAUAACAAUGGUCUUUUGUUAAAGUGUUCUUUAGCUGGUAUAAACACGUAUGCACGUGACUAAUUUCUUACUCAAGAUUGGAUAAUUGCUUCAUGAAUUAUUAAUGAGUUUUUGAAUAAUAUUUAAAUAGCAUGGUUGAAUGACUGAAUUGAAACGUUGCUAUUGGAUGAUUCGUUCAUUAUAUUGAAAUACAAUGUGUUCAUCGACCGUGCAUCGCGCACAAAGACUUUAGCGGAGUUUCCAAACCAUGUUUUGAAAGACCAUGGAUCCACGCAGUUCAGUUUUGCUGACAAGUUAUUAUUUGUUCAUAUGUAAUAACUUUUGUUUUUGUUGUUUUUCAACAGAGGUAAAGGAUUAUUCAUUGGAAUAGAACUUGUAACAGACGAAGAAAAGAGAAUUCCUGCAAAAACCGAAGCUUUGCAAGUUAAGCUAAAGUAAGUUUUACCAAAUGUGGUUAUUUUUGGGAAAAACAGCCAGGAAACAAUGUUUCCUGGUUUGUCCACUUUUGGGAAACAUGGCUAGGAAACAAAUGUUUCCUGGUUUGUCCACCUUUGGGAAACAUGGCUAGGAAACAAUGUUUCCUGGUUUGUCCACCUUUGGGAAACAUGGCUAGGAAACAAUGUUUCCUGGUUUGUCCAUCUUUGCGAAAUAUAGCUAGGAAACAAUGUUUACUGGUUUGGCCACCUUUGGGAAACAUGGCUAGGAAACAAUGUUUACUCGUUUGUCCACUUUUGGGAAACAUGGCUAGGAAACAAUGUUUACUGGUUUGCCCACCUUUGGGAAACAUGGCUAGGAAACAAUGUUUACUGGUUUGUCCACUUUUGGGAAACAUGGCUAGGAAACAAUGUUUCUUGGUUUGUUCUCCUUAGGGAAACAUGGCUAGGAAACAAUGUUUCCUGGUUUGUCCACCUUUGGGAAACAUGGCUAGGAAACAAUGUUUACUCGUUUGCCCACCUUUAAGAAACAUGGCUAGGAAACAAUGUUUACUCGUUUGCCCACCUUUGGGAAACAUGGCUAGGAAACAAUGUUUCCUGGUUUGUCCACUUUUGGGAAACAUGGCUAGGAAACAAUGUUUCCUGGUUUGUCCACCUUUGCGAAACAUGGCUAGGAAACAAUGUUUCCUGGUUUGUUCACCUUUGGGAAACAUUUCUAGGAAACAAUGUUUCCUGGUUUGUUCACCUUUGGGAAACAUGGCUAGGAAACAAUGUUUCCUGGUUUGUCCACCUUUGGGAAACAUGGCUAGGAAACAAUGUUUCCUGGUUUGUCCACCUUUGGGAAACAUGGCUAGGAAACAAUGUUUCCUGGUUUGUUCACCUUUGGGAAACAUGGCUAGGAAACAAUGUUUCCUGGUUUGUCCACCUUUGAGAAACAUGGCUAGGAAACAAUGUUUCCUGGUUUGUCCAUCUUUGUGAAACAUGGCUAGGAAACAAUGUUUCCUUGUUUGCCCACCUUUGCGAAACAUGGCUAGGAAACAAUGUUUCCUGGUUUGUCCACCUUUGCGAAACAUGGCUAGGAAACAAUGUUUCCUGGUUUGUUCUCCUUAGGGAAACAUGGCUAGGAAACAAUGUUUCCUUGUUUGCCCACCUUUGGGAAACAUGGCAUAAAAUAGUAUUAAAAACUCUACAGUCCUUCAAUGAAAUGAAAUUAAGUGCUUUUUAUUUCCAUUUUAGAUUAAAAGAUAGAUAUAUAAUUGUAAGUUUGGAUGGACCAGACGAAAACGUAUUAAAACUCAAGCCACCGAUGUGCUUUAGCCGUUCAGACGCCGAGUUCUUAUUGAGCAACUUAAAUGAAGUCCUAAGCGAAGUUGAAGCGACGAUGCAGAGAUGAACACGAAGUGUUUUAUGGUUGAACAAUUUUUAAGAGAAAAAUAAACAUUGGGAUGUAUAACCAGGGAUAAUCCGUCUAUAACACGAUGUGUAUAAAUGGCCCGAAUAAGAUUAAAUCCGUUUGGACAAUAACAGUUAAACUACGUCAAGUGUACCUGUUUUGAAUUAGAAAAAUUGAUUGCAAUUUUCCUCAUUGCCUUUGCAAUUAAAAAACAACUCCCUUGCAAAUCCCUUGAGGGAAAUUACAAUGUUGCUAGAAGCCGAUUAAAUUUUUCUCGGUUUCUGUUAGAAGUUCCUAACUUCCUGUUCUGUUCUGCGCGUUCUUUCUCACAUGGCUUCGGAAAGUAGGAAGCAAAGUCUAAAGGACUAACUCCAAACCAAAUAUACGCUUGAGUAACUUGUAUAAUUCAAAACUAACCGAGUUUUGAAAUAUGAAUCGUGCAGUUACUGGCUAACUCCAAAAAUCAUUUGGAGCUAGGUAUAACUCCAAACAUCAUGAAAAAGUAGGUAUCUAAAGCCCUGGGCAAACUAGGAAACAUUGUUCCGGAAACAUUGUUUCCUACCAAUGUUUCGCCAUGUUUCCAAGAGUGUGCAAACACUAGGAAACAUUAGUGAGAAACAUAGGGAAACAUCAAAUGUUUCUGAGUUCACUAGGAAACAUUUUUGCUUCUCGGGAAGCAAAUUUUGUUUCCGCAACAAUGUUUCCACGGAUCGGCAAACAGGGAAACAUUUGAGGAAACAUCGAGAAUCACAAAUGUUCUUACCACAACAAUGUUUCCUAGUUUGCCCAGGGCUUAAGCCUUGAAAGUUUCAGAUUUUCUAAUGGAAGCCCCCAGUGGCACACUUGGUAUUUUGUUCUCGUUCAGAGGCUAAAUUUUGAUCUGCAGUUGUGGAGCAACCCAAUCUCGUACCGUCGACCCUAGUCAUGCUCUCUUAACUGCGUGUAAGGCGGGCUCUGGGUACAAGAAUGUGGCAUAGCCUAGCUCCACUUGAAGACUGGCUACCUCCACAAAAAUUAAAUCUACACGUAUGCUUUCUCACUGCCGAUUUUUCUGCCAUUUUUUGGGGUACUGCCGUCUUCCACGUUUGAGAGUCUCUGCACCACAAAAUAAAACUUUUUAGUUUUGUAGUUGUUUGUAUAAUGGUAAAUUUACAGUUGCAACUUUUAAAAGUCGCUUUUCACGUUGUUUGAAUGGACCUUUCCCCUUAUAACUAAAAUUUCGGUCUAGACAAAAAUUUCAUCACAGCUUGAAAGAGCAUCACAAAAUUAGUAAUAUUCCAAGGUUGUGUUGCAAAAUCUUGUAAAAUGCGGAUAAUAUAGCCUUGCGAAGUUUGCCGUUUUUCAGUCAUUUUGUAUUACGCACGGGAAAUUGACAUCCGAUUCGGGUGUUGGGGCAUCAAUUUCCCGUUUGUAAUGCAAAAUGACUGAAAAUUGCAAACUUCGCAAGGCUCUAUUUUCCUCAUUUUACAACAUUUCGCAACGAAACCUUGGAAUAUUAAUAAUUUUGUGAUGCUCUUUCAAGCUGUGAUGAAAUAUUUGUCUAUAGACUUGCCUAGAUCAAAAUUUUGAUUAUAAGGGGAAAGGUCUAUUGGCUAGAAUCUUUCACGAGGACAGACAGUACCCCAAAAAUGGCGCAUUUUGGCCUUCGUGAGAAAGACCAAUUGGCUAACAAAAAUAAUUCACCGAUGACAACGUUCAGAACAGAACAGGGGCCAAUUGUACGAAGGUCGGAUAGCGCUAUCCACCGCGGAUAGUGAUUUUUCAACCUUUGUAAAAUGCUUGAAAAACUGUGAAACUACGGAUAUAGACGACACAAGUAGUAUAAAAAACAUUUAACUUAUAAAUACUAAACUUUAAUACGAGUUAUACCAAUCAACGACCGAUUUAACAAAGCUUGAAAAAAUCACUAUCCGAUGGAUAGCGUUAUCCCGGCCUUCGUACAGCCGGCUGGGGGAAGUCAGGAAAUUAAAACAGGAAGUUAGGAAAAUUUAAAAUGAAGUUUUUACAAAUUCCCUCGAGGGUUUGCAAAGAGUUUUUCAAACUUGCAAAGCUGAUGAGGAAAAUUCCAAAUGAGUUAGGAAGUCAAAAGAGAAACGCUUCACGUAGUUUACUUGAUAAUUUAGGGUUCGUAGUGGAUUAAUAAGUACAAGACCUUUGAAAGGUCUUUCAAUUGUAUGAAAAAGCAAAGAAAAUAUUUUUAUGUCUUUAAAUUCUCUAAUUACUAAGUAUUUGAUAUAUGUAUUUGUGAAAACGAGAAACCUUUUCUCCGUUGAUAUCGACAGGCUUGAACAAGGUUGUAAUACACCCUAAGAACAUGUUGUCCAGGAUUGUUACAACUGAACAAUACUGUAACAACAUUGUUGACAACUUCUGGUCUGCAAACAAGUUGUUACAAAUCUGUUCACAAGCUGUCGACAAGUUGUGUUCGCACUGCUUGUUCCCAGUUGUUGUAACAAGUUUGGAACAAGCUGUUAACAACUUGUAACAAGCUUGAUGGCAUUUAUCAAACUUGUUACAAGGUUGUUCUAACAAGUCUGAUACAGUCAUGAUAUCCAGGUGAUCUUGAUACGCGGAAAAGUACUGGCACUAGUUGUCAAAUAGAAAUCCAUUUUAUGAUUAAAACAACUGAAUAUCUCCUGUAAUAUACUUUAUUUCGAUUCCAUAUUUUGUCAGAGCUAUAUAAUUCUCACAACCAAACAUAAUUACAAAAUUUCAACUAGUUUCAUGAAGAAUAACGAAAGAUAUAAUUGACUGAAUACAUCAAAAUGGAUUUCUAUUCGGACAACCCUUUCUGAGCGCUGAUUGGCUAAAAUACGAACACGAGAUCACCUGGAUACCAAGAAUGUUACAAGGUUGACGACACAAGGUUGUAACAAUAUUAGCAAGUAACAAAAGGCGCGUUUUAAGGCAUAUCUUAAGCAUGCACAAUAGAUCGAUUGCCUUUCCAGGUAUCACAUAGACAUGAAAUUCAUUUUACGAAAUCAAUAAGUAUUUUAUCUUAAAUAGUACUAUUUAUGAUAUUUGCAGUAUUAUUACCGAACCUCGUACCCAGGGUAUUUCCUCUCGGGGAGAAAAGACCCUCAGCUGGUAGACCCUGGUCAUUUGAUCUGCUAAAAUCUAGUAGAUUUCUGAUUAACUAUCUUGGAUUCCAUUACGACAAUCAUACAAAAAGCAAAUUAUAAAUUAAACUAUAAAAAUCAUCCAAAUAUCAAAUAUUUAUUGACCUCAUCUUGGAUUGCUAGUUAAAAAUCUGCUAGAUUUUAGCAGAUCACGUGACCAGCGUCUACCAUGGUCAGGGUUUGUAGUCUCCGAGACCAAAAAAAUUCCAAAGACUUUCAAAGAUUUUUCUGCCUAUUGUCAAAGACUUUUCAAAGACCUUUGAGAGCAAUCAGGUAUCGAAAAAUUGCGAGUGUAAGCACAAUUUUUACCAGGUAAUUAGUCGCAUCAAAUCACAUCCUAAAAUGCACUUUUUCAUCGAUAUUUGCAAAAAUCUUGCUUCAAUCAAUCUAUUUUAUUAGCUAGGAAAUCGUAUAAUCAAAUAAUCGCUGACUAAAGAAUUUAAAGACUUUUUUCGCUUUUACACACGAACCCUGAUGAUCUUUUCUCCCUCGCCAAGAGGAAAGACCCUGAGUACGAGGUUGUAUUAUUACCAUACUGGUAUGGCCUCGUUGUCAGUGAUGAUAAAGCGACAUGCAAGCAAAAGACAAUAUUCGUCUCUGUGAACAAGUGGGCAAAACUGUAAUUCAUAAUGAGCAGACUGGUUCCUGGCCCAGUGAUAAUACGAAACAUCACACAAGGCGUACAUUUUACGUUCUCACCCGAGAUUUCUUUAUCGUCUGAGUAUUUUCUUUCAAAACUGUGUUAAGUUCAUCCAGGGUCCAACCACUCUGACUAGAUUUCUUAGCUAUUCUAUUUUUUGCCUGAAAAGAUCAAGCCUAAGUGAGUUUCAAUUGAUUUCGAGCCAGAGAUUAUACACAACUUGGCAAUUUUUGAUGAAAUUGGG